Rana temporaria (common frog) is the source of this 1921-nucleotide messenger RNA. It is a transcript of the gene BEND5, whose product is annotated as BEN domain containing 5. Gene Ontology annotation, biological process: negative regulation of DNA-templated transcription. Lineage: Eukaryota; Metazoa; Chordata; Amphibia; Anura; Ranidae. The transcript has 7 exons. The record is from RefSeq and is a predicted model, not a curated record. Gene Ontology annotation, molecular function: DNA binding. Bases 91 to 1410 code for a protein of 439 amino acids.
UCGCCGCCGGAUCCUCUCCGUUGCCAAGGCAGCCGCGUCCUGCCGAUCGCCGAGCGGCGAAUCCCGGGCCCCGGCGGCAGCGGGCGGACCAUGUUCGCGCUAGUCCGCUUCCUGGAGGAUAACGUGUGUGACACGCUGCCCGCCGCCCGGGUCCGGGGCUUCCAGCCCAGCUCUCCGGAGGACUUCGAUGACAACCAGGUGUACGCCGUGUACCGGAGCACCGGGGAGGAGGAGGAGGCCGGAGCGCAACCGGCGCACAUCUUGGCCCUGGCAGAAAACAAAACUGAUCUGGAAAAGUGCGUACUGCAGAGGAAAAUCAAAAUCCCCAAGCUGUGUCUGAACUCAACAGAAGGGUCUUGGGAGUUUAAAGAGUAUGAAGAGGAUGAGGACAGUGAGCGCCGGCAUAGCAAGAGACCAGAUGGAAGGAAACAUGUGGAAGGAACCCGUAAGAGCAUUGAAGCGGUUGUGGCCCGCCUGGAGAAACAGAAUGGAGUUGGACAGAGUCACAAGUCUGGCUGCGAUGAGACAUUCAUGGACCCCUGUCACAUGGCGGCACACAUGGACAGACUGGACGAAGCUCUGGUCCCUCGAGUUCUGUAUGAGGAAUUGCUGAGGAGUUACCAGCAGCAGCAAGUGGAAAUGAGGCACAUACAGCAUGAGCUGGAAAGGACUCGGAGGCAGCUGGUUCAGCAGGCAAAAAAGCUGAAAGAUUACGGCAAUUUAGUGACGGAGGUGAAGGAGCUACGAGUUCUGAACCGGAGACUCCAGGAUGUGCUACUGCUUAGACUGGGCAGUGUGUCUUCAUGGAAUUAUCGAACAAAUGGAAUCCAUGGCUCCCCUCCAGUGGCAGUAGGAGCAGAAAAUUCCGAUCUAGCUGGAACAAACGAAGGUUUCACCAUUGACCUGAAGGCUGAAUCUUUAGAUCUGUGUGAGCCUGAGCCUGAAAUACAGAAAUUGACCAACGAAGAGGCCAAUACAUCCUCAUUCUACCCCACUUCUGCCCCUGUUCUGGAUAAAUAUAUCCUAGAGAAUGGGAAGGUCCAUCUGGGAAGUGGCGUGUGGGUGAAUGAGGAAAAAUGGCACCAGUUACAAGCCACACAGGGAGACUCCAAGUACACCAAGAACUUGGCGGUUAUGAUUUGGGGAACUGAUGUCCUGAAGAACCGAAGUGUCACUGGCGUGGCGACAAAGAAAAAAAAGGACGCAAGUCCUAAACCUCCCCUCUCACCCCACAAACUGAGCAUUAUCAGAGAAUGUGUGUAUGACAGAAUAGCACAAGAGACAAUGGACGAGAAUGAAAUUGCACAACGGCUCUCCAAAGUCAACAAAUAUAUUUGUGAGAAGAUCAUGGACAUUAACAAGUCUUGUAAAAACGAAGAGCGAAGAGAGGCAAAGUACAGUGUGCAAUAAACCUGCGAUGCUUUGUCAAGUCUGGGUGUUUACUUUUAUUUUUUUAGUUUUUUGCGUCGUUCUUUGGAUGCCGAUCAGCUGCCGUCUUAAUUUAAAGCGAGAACCAAAAUGUGCACUUGUAUCUGCUUGAACAUUUCUGGAUAAGGCCAAUCUUCUGAGACUUCUGGAAUCUACGUCAGCAGGACUAAAGAAGCUGAAUUGCGUGUGAUCCCAGCAGUUGACACGUCGUCUUGUAUAGCUUUGUUUUUGCCAAAUUCAAUGCACUUCUGAUUUGUGUAACAAGUACAAAACUGGUGGACAUGUUACAUAGCAAUAUGUCAAUACUGCUAAGCUCUUUUUAGUAAGCGUUUUUUUAAAGCCUCCCCGUCUUGCCACUUUAUCUUUUGUAAAAAGGUAAUGAUCUUGUGUCUGUAUAGUUGGACAUUUCUUGCUAGAAGUGUAAGGAUGAUCUCCUGUCAGUCUGCGUAAAGUAAAUCUGUCACUAACCUGGGUAAUUCAGACUUGCCAUGUA